CUUUUAUCUAAAAUUAUACUAUUUAACAGUUUGGUCUACUGUGCAAUGUCAUACCAUUUUAAGAGUGAGAAGGAAAAAGUGGGUUACAUUCUGAGCAUUGUGAAGUAUACAAACUUCAUAAAAUUGGAGGAAACAUAACCGUAGAUACUCCUGAGUCCUGCCCAAUCAAGACUCUCCACGCACCAAAGGCGACACAUAGCCAAUGACAGAUCGUCUAGCAAUCACUCACACACCAGCUCAAAUGGCUUCUAUCUCCGCCGCCGCAGCCGCCGGAACAGCCGCCGCCCGCUUCCUCCCCGCCGCCUCCGCCAGGCUCUCACUCCGCUCCUCGCUCGCUCUCAGCUCCGCCUCCAUCAGAUCGUCUCCUGUUCGUACUCGCCGUUUUCUUCAACAGAAAAGCACUCUGCGAGGGUUUUCGCUUUCGAGCCGGAGAAUUUGUUAUUCGACUGUGGUGUCGCCGAAAUGCGCGGCGUCAGUCCCCGAGCAGGUGAAGAGUGCUCGUGAAGAUAUAAAGGAGCUGCUUAAGACUAAGUUCUGUCACCCUAUUAUGGUUCGACUGGGUUGGCAUGAUGCGGGAACAUAUAACAAGAAUAUUGAGGAGUGGCCAAAGAGGGGAGGUGCUAAUGGAAGUUUAAGAUUUGAAAUAGAACUAAACCAUGGAGCAAAUGCUGGGCUUGUCAAUGCUCUUAAACUUCUUCAGCCCAUCAAGGACAAGUAUUCUAGUGUGACCUAUGCAGACUUGUUUCAAUUGGCUAGUGCUACUGCUAUAGAGGAAGCUGGGGGACCCAAAAUCCCUAUGAAAUAUGGGAGAGUAGACGUAACUGGACCUGAACAAUGCCCAGAAGAAGGAAGGCUCCCAGAUGCUGGUCCUCCGUCACCUGCUGCUCAUUUGCGAGAUGUCUUUUACCGUAUGGGAUUGAGCGAUAAGGUUCUUGAUGACCAGGAAAUAGUUGCUCUUUCGGGUGCACACACUCUUGGAAGGUCAAGGCCGGAUCGUAGUGGGUGGGGCAAACCUGAGACUAAAUAUACGAAAGACGGACCAGGAGCUCCUGGAGGACAAUCAUGGACAGUGCAGUGGCUAAAGUUCGAUAAUUCCUACUUUAAGGAUAUCAAAGAAAAAAGGGAUGAAGAACUGUUAGUUUUACCGACAGAUGCUGUUCUGUUCGAGGAUCCUUCAUUCAAGGAAUAUGCAGAGAAAUAUGCUGUCGAUCAGGAUGCAUUUUUCAACGAUUAUGCUGAAGCUCAUGCUAAGCUUAGCAAUCUUGGAGCUAAGUUUGACCCGCCUGAGGGCUUCUCAUUAGAUGACAGUAGCUCAGUUGAUCAGCCCUGAGACGUUUGUGGCAGCCUAGUGCUCGUUAGGAAAAAGACUAAAAAUUCAAUUCAAGAAACUUCUUUUAUUAUGUGUCGUUGGUUGAAAAUAAACACGAGAUUGACCAAUCGAGUCUCGGAGGCUAUGAAACGAAAGAGUAGAGCCGAGUAUGAGGGUCUCGGCGGAAGCCCAGAUAAGCCUCUCCAAUCAAAAUAUUUUCUUUAUAUCAUAAUUGUGUUUGCUAUUUUGGCAUGUGUGACAUUUUUGGUUGUGAACUAUACUUUUUUUCCAAGUAAAAAUCCAGACAAUUUUUUUUUUUUUUUCCCUACUUUUAACUAGGAAAUAUAAGGUGCAUGCUUAUGUGCUCAUACAUGCUCAUCUUUGCAUGCUCCUCGUUUUUCAUCCCUAAAGAUUAAGAGAUUGUUUGGCUUAAGCUUUGAUUUUUUCUUGAACACUUUAUAGCACUGUAAAUUUAGUAGGUUAAAAUUCUUUAAGCUUUCAGAUAACAGUAAGAUUGCUAGACUGCUGUUAGGCUUACUUUUCCAACACAUAUUUACAUAUUUCUCCAUUGCAAAUGGAGCUGGAAG
Molecule: messenger RNA, 1896 nt
Organism: Striga asiatica
Lineage: Eukaryota; Viridiplantae; Streptophyta; Magnoliopsida; Lamiales; Orobanchaceae
Source: the annotation of a GenBank genome assembly